AUGUCUAGUUCAAAAAAGGAUACGGAACGAAAAAAGAAGGACAUGAUAGAAAAACUUAAAAGUGGUGAAUUUAUAGCAAUAGUAGAACCACCAUCGUCAUCUCACGGUUCAUUUUGGGAACAUUUAUUACGUAUUAAAUGUUUAAAUAAUGAAUAUCAACCAUUCGUACAAUGUCGAUUGUGCUAUGAGAUAUUAUCAUAUAUUCCAUAUCAAAUGGAACUUCUACAACUAGCUAUCAUGUUAAAAACUGUUUGGUUAAAUCAAAUACACUAA
This is a messenger RNA of Rotaria sp. Silwood1, 273 nucleotides long. NCBI's taxonomy places the organism in Eukaryota, Metazoa, Rotifera, Eurotatoria, Philodinida, Philodinidae. The record is from the annotation of a GenBank genome assembly.